This is a messenger RNA of Brassica napus (rape), 1926 nucleotides long. Its product is annotated as pentatricopeptide repeat-containing protein At5g47360-like. NCBI's taxonomy places the organism in Eukaryota, Viridiplantae, Streptophyta, Magnoliopsida, Brassicales, Brassicaceae. The transcript has 2 exons. Gene Ontology annotation, molecular function: protein binding. The coding region runs from base 106 to 1548 and encodes 480 amino acids. The record is from RefSeq and is a predicted model, not a curated record.
GUCUCCACUGAGCUAAAUUCUCUUUUCUCUCUCAAUCAAUUCUCUCUCAACUCCCGUCGUUCCUUCUAAGAUCUUCUCAAUCGCUACACCUUUGCGAACAGCCAGAUGCUACUUCACUUGAUCCGUCGUCGUGUCUCUCCCUCAUUUCAACACCAACCCUCAAAGCUCUCACCUUUACGAUUAUUAUUCUCCACAACUGUCUCACCCGCCGAGAGACUAUACAACCAUCUUCAAUCAUCCACGAGCAACCUCGAGACAGAACUAACCUCUUUGAAGGCCAAACUCGACGCGUCUUGUAUCAACGAGGUAUUAACAAGAUGCCGACCAAACCAAUUUAAGUUAGGUCUUAGGUUUUUCAUAUGGGCAGGAACUCAAUCCGGACACAGACACAGUCCUUACAUGUAUUCCAAAGCUUGCGACUUUCUUAAAAUUAGAGCUAACCCAGAUCUGAUUAAGAACGUUGUUGAAGCCUAUAAGAAAGAUGAAUGCUUUGUUAGUGUUAAGACGAUGAGGAUCGUUCUGUCUCUUUGUAGCCAAGCGAAGCUCGCUGAUGAGGCGUUGUGGGUGUUGCGGAAGUUCCCUGAGUUCGAGUUAUGUGCAGACACCGUUGCGUAUAAUGUAGUGAUUAGGUUGUUUGCUGAUAAGGGAGAUCUGAGUAUGGGUAUGAAGUUGAUGGAAGAGAUGGAAAGUGUUGAUCUUUGUCCUGAUGUGAUGACUUAUACGUCUUUGAUCAAUGGGUUUUGCAAUGCGGGUAAGGUUGAGGAAGCGUGGAAGCUGGCUAAGGGGAUGAGUAAGAACGGAUGCGUGCUUAACACCGUGACGUAUUCGAGGAUUCUGGAAGGAGUUUGCAAGUGUGGUGAGAUGGAGAGGGCGUUAGAGUUGUUGACAGAGAUGGAGAAAGAAGAAGAUGGUGGUGGGUUUAUUAGUCCUAAUGCGGUUACUUAUACUUUGGUGAUUCAAGCUUUUGUUGAGAAGAAGCGGGUUCGAGAUGCGUUGAUGGUAUUGGAUAGAAUGGGAGAUCGAGGAUGCUCGCCGAAUCGUGUUACCGCUAGUGUUUUGAUCCAAGGGGUUUUGGAGGAUGGUGAGGAUGUUAAGAGUUUAGGUAAGUUGGUCGAUAAGUUGGUGAAGCUAGGUGGUGUUUCUCUUUCUGAAUGUUUUAGUUCUGCUACUGUGUCGCUGAUUCGUUUGAAGAGAUGGGAAGAGGCGGAGAAGAUGUUCCGUUUGAUGUUGGUUCGUGGGAUUAGACCUGAUGGUCUAGCGUGCAGUCUUGUCCUCAGGGAGCUGUGUUUGUUGCAAAGGUAUCAUGAUUGUUUCCUUCUGUAUGAGGAGAUUGAGAAGGCGGAUGUGGUGUCAACGAUAGACACGGAUAUACACUCUGUUCUUUUGCUUGGUCUAUGCGAUCAGGGGCGGUCUUGGGAAGCUGCAAAGCUUGCGAAAUCGAUGCUUGGUAAGAAAAUGAGGUUGAAAGUUUCUCAGGUUGAGAAAAUCGUUGAAGCUUUGAAGAAGACUGGUGAUGAAGAUCUCAUGCGUCGUCUCUCUACCAGUUAAUUCCAUUGUUUUAGAUAGGUAUGUAUAUAUAUAUCUAGAUGAGUAAGGAUUCUUGUUCUGUAUUUACUUGCUGCGAAUGCGAAUGGAGGGGAGGCUUCCACUUGUAGGAUCAGAUUCUAGUUUUUCCCUACUGUACUGUCCUUACACUCUGCAGCUGAAGCAUUCAGUUAAUGGGGAAAAUUGGUUCAAACUGAAGUUAGAAAUGGAAGGCAGCAAGUCUCUCGGCCUUGUGGUUGUGCACUUCUCUUUUUGGUUUUCUUGUUAAAGGGAUAACCAUCACAAACAUUUGUACUUCGCUUUUCUUUUGUUGUGUUUUGCCACACUAAUAAAUGGAUCUGAGGUUUUUGAUAGAAUGAAUAUAUGUUCUUUAACUUGUUA